AAGGAAGGAGCUGAGGCAGUUCAGUCGGAUGAACGGAGCCGAGCGUGUGUGUCGCCCUUGUCGUUUUUUUACAGCAGAGAAAAGCAGCGUCCGGCAGCGCGAAACCUGCCCCAAAAUGAUGCUCAAACUCGUCCAUCUCCUCGGGGUGCUGGUCUGCGGCAGCCAAGCCGCCCUGCAGGUGUCCAUAUCCUUGAACAAAGUGGAGUUAAGUGUCGGAGAGUCCAAGUUCUUCAUCUGCACAGCUAUCGGCGAGCCCGUGCGGCUGGAGUGGUACAACCCCCAGGGCGAACGCAUCGUGGCAUCCAAAAGAAUGGCGCUCCACACGGAGACGUCACGAUCAAGGCUCAUCAUCUACAACGCCAUCAUCGAGGAUGCGGGUAUCUACCGCUGCCAGGCCACCGACGCCACCGGCCAUACGGAGGAGGCCUCAGUCGUGCUGGAGAUCUACCAGAGGCUGACGUUUCGGGAUGUUCAGUCGCCGCAGGAGUUCCGCCACGGCGAGACGGCCGAGGUGGUGUGUGACGUCAUCAGCUCACCUGUGCCCGUGGUGGUUUGGUACUACCAGGACAGAGAGAUCACCGAGGAGCACCACAGCAGGUACCUGGUGCUGGCAAACAACAACCUCCAGAUCCAUCAGGUGACCAAAGCCGACGAGGGCGUGUAUCGCUGCGAGGCCAGCGUGGAGGCCCGCGGGGAGAUCGACUUUGUGGACAUCGCUGUGGUCGUCAAUGUCCCUCCCGUGUUGUCCGUGUUCCAGCCGUCCUUCAACGCCACGGCAGACUACCAGGAAUCAGUCACCUUCACUUGCAUCACCUCAGGAUUCCCUGACCCGCUGGUUACAUGGCACAGGAAAGGGCAGCAGCUGGAGACGUCCGAGCAGUACUUUUUCACCAAGCUGGACGGUGGGCGGAGCAUGCUGACCAUCCGGAACAUCCGGCAGGGCGACGGGGGAAGCUACACCUGCAGGGCCACCAACAAGGCCGGAUCUCAGGAGAGGGAGCUCUUCCUCAAAGUGUUCGUCCAGCCCCACAUCACCCAGCUGAAGAACGUGACAGCCGUGGAGGGCAGCGCCGCCAUGAUCUCCUGCGUGGCUGACGGCGAGCCUCUGCCCGACAUCUCCUGGAGGAGAGCCAGCGACGGGCAGACCUUCGUGGACGGAGACAAGAGUCAGGACGGGCGGUUUGAAGUCCGCGGUCGCCAUGGAAAGUCGGUGCUGACCAUCAGCGGCGUGCGGCUCUCAGAUCUGGGUCGAUUUGACUGCGAGGCGCUGAGCAGGAUCGGAGGUCACCAGAAGAGCAUGUUCCUGGACAUCGAGUAUAUACCAAAGUUCCUGACCAAUCACACCAUCUUCUACUCGUGGGAGGGGAACCCGGUGAACAUCAGCUGUGACGUCAUGUCCAACCCUCCGGCCACCAUGCUGUGGAGGAGAGAGCGCUUCACCAUCUCUGCAGAGGGGACGGCCAACACGCGGGUGCACAGCGCAGAGGGCAAGUCUGUGCUGGAGGUCACUCCGAUGUCCGACAGGGACUUUGGCCGCUACAACUGCACAGCCAGGAACAACAUCGGAGUGCGAUACCAGGAGUUUAUCCUGGCACAAGCAGAUGUGCCGUCCAAUCCGUACUCGGUGCGUCUCUCAGCUGUCUCCCAGCGCUUAGCGACCGUGACCUUCAUGAAGCCCGACUCGCACGGCGGCGUUCCCAUCAGCUACUACCUGGUUCAGUACAAGGAGGUGGGCUCUCAGGACUGGAGGGCCGUCAAGUCACACAGUGUACAGACGACCGUGGUGCUGACAGGACUCGAGCCCAACACGACGUACGAGGUCCGGGUGGCAGCUGUCAACGGGAAGGGUCAGGGCGAGUUCAGCCACACGGAGUCCUUCCAGACUUUACCCAUCAGGGAGCCAAGUCCGCCGGCGGUCCACGGGCAGAGGGGGAUGGGGAAGGCGUAUAGACUGGGGUUGGUCAAGCAGGACGACGGAGGGAUGCCCAUCGUGGAGUACAUAGUCAAGUACAAGACUGAUAAAGAGGAGCAGUGGAUGACCAAGUUGGUGCCAGGAGCCAAUGACUUCGCCAUGCUGCAGCCGCUGCAGUGGAACACGAGAUACGAAGUGGAAAUCACGGCGCGCAACGUCAAGGGCUUGUCGGAGCCGACCUUCUAUCAGUUCUUCAUGCCGCAGAAACCCGACAUUACAGCAGAAUCCCUGUUCAGCGGCCUGGGGCUGGGCGCGGUGGUCGGCCUCGGCCUGGGAGCGCUGCUGCUGCUGCUCGUGCUGGUGGAUGUCAGCUGCUUCUUCCUGCGUCACUGUGGCCUGCUGAUGUGCAUCACGCGCACAAUCUGCAGCAAGAAAACAGCCACCAGCGGCAAGGGCAAAGAAAUGGAAGAGGGCAAGGCCGCCUACCUGUACACCUACAACAGCCGCCCAACCACCCUUUCAGCCACAGAAACUACCGCUGAAGGAAGAAAAUGGAAAAGAGUCUCUCAAGCCAGAUACGAUUGAAAUCAAAGUGCACAGCGACAACAGCAUCCACACAAAGCCCGACAUCAGCAAAGCGUAAAAGGGUCCGGUCCCCUCGCCACCAAAAGAACAUUCGGAUCACGAGACCAAAACCCAGAGAAACUUCAGCACUGGAAAAUAGUGGAGUAAAAUACCAUAUCUGUUUAUAACAAUGCCCAAGUGAAAGGCAUGUGUAAAUACAAAUAAUAAGGAGAAAAUAGAAAGAGAGAAAGGGUCAAACUUUUACACACCCUGAGUGAUAUAUGUAUCAAAAAACAUGGCAUCAGUGGAAAGCUCUUGUUGAUCAAUGAUUGUAUUUUCUUUGUCUCUCUUUUUGUUGUGUCUGGUCAUAAAUGUUGUUUUUUCCCUCUUCUUUGUGUUUUACAACCCUAAAAAGAUUUCCGUACCCAAUCCCUACCAUGACCUCUUCCACAAAUGCAAGCAAAGCUAACCUGCUAGCUCGAUGUUAGCUUCCACAGCUAAUACUCUUGGUCGGAGGGAACGCACGGCUAACAUGAGGCUAAUGCUGAAUUAUUUCAAGCUAGCUAGCUUCAGCAAAGGGUAAAUUGUGCAAUGAGACUUUGAGGUUGUAUUUCUUAAAGGAAUCUUGACUCCAGGUACUUGUGAGAUAUUUUACAAGGAUGAAAAAGUAUCCAACAGGAUGCAAUCAUAGAUUAUUAUUAAGAAGAAUUUGAUUAAUAUGGCUUUCUGAAGGGCUAUUGUGGAUCAAAGCUUCCACUGCAGGAACACAAACCUAAAACAUAUUGAAGAAAAUUUAGUCUUUGACGUCUAAAGACUCAUAUUUGCACUGAUGUCAUUAUUGGCGCACUCUUUACGCUGAUGACACUCUUCUAUUCACUAACAACGUUUGCCUACAGACUGCACUGCAAACUAAUGUACGCUUUGAGAUCAUGUUAGUUAUCAAUAUUAAAGAGUUGAGAGCCUUCCCUUAAAAAAAAUAUCCUGAAUGGUUGUUAUGUAAUUGUUGCUGUCUUUAGAGAAAGCAGUGACUGGAAGGACUCAAAGCAUGGGAACAACUGAGUAAAGAAAACAAUCAACAUGCCCGUCAUCGAUGUUUUUAAUCACAAAAAAAACAUUUUCUUUAUCCAUACCUGUCUCAGAUGUUUUUUUAAGCUUUUGUUCUUGAUCUAAAUCUCUCUGAUGUUGUCAUGUGUUGUACAUAGGUGAAAAAAAAAGAAUAUUUUACAAAGCUUUUAUGUAAAUAUACCCUAAAGGAUGUGUCUUUUUUCAAAAUGCAACAGGCUUGGCUUUUUUCUUGAGAACACUCCUCAGACGAAAAGCUGUUUUCUUUCUUCUUCUUCUUCUUCUUCUUCUUCUUUUCUUGUGUUUUGGUCCAAAGUUUAGUGACGGUGUACUAUUACUUUUCCUUGUCAUUUGUUUCCCUUAAGAAAGCCCAUGCCCUAAGGCUAUUUCACGGCAUUCCAAUGCAGACAGUAAUUACGGCAUUAGUGUGCCUUUUUUUUCUUCUUUCCCUCUCGUGGCCCGAUGCCGCCGCAGCAGUGUAGACCAUCCAAUUCAGUUUUUGAUCGCUGCUUAUUCUUUUUUUUUGCCACAGAAUGUGUCAGACAAUUGAAUAUUAAUGUGGUGCUUUGGAUUCUGGGAAACGUAGUGUUAGGACUGUGGGUUGUAGUCGACCACACUGGACAGAGGCAGACGUGUGUAACUACUAGAUGUCAGAUAAAUGCUGUAACCCGUGAGUGUGUUGAUGGGCUGCAGAAAUCUGGUUUAAAUGCAAUGUAAUGCAUCGUCACAUGGCCGUGUGUCAACGUGUGUGUGUGUGUGUGUGUGUGUGUGUGUGUGUGUGUGUGUGUGUGUGUGUGUGUGUGCAUACAUGCAUAUGUGACUAGUCUACAUGAAUCAGGUUGCAUGUGUGUCCGUUGAAUGUAUCUGCACUUACUGUGAGUCAUCUGUGUAUGAAUGUGUCAAUUUGAAAGAUUCUCCCAACUGAAAUAAUAAGUUUAACAAACGUCCUUUUCUGGCUUUUUUUUUUCAUUUUAUUUAUUUGUUUAUGUGUUGAACUAUUUAUUUUAGAUUGAAUUAUUCAGUACCAUGAUGCAUUGCAGCCCUGCAAGUCAUAUAUGACCACGUGCCAAGUAUGAAUGUCCAAUCUCUGUGAGUGUGGAGUGACUUGGCAAGAGCUCUUACCCCGAGUUUCACAGGGCGCUCCGAUAGGUAAAACCUGAUUAUGUAGUUCUCGACAGUGAUUAAUUCCCCGGGCUGCAGCACUCCACUCCGCAUGUGUGUGUGUGUGCCCACUUCUCCCCGGCUCUCAGACUCCACUGGUUUUUAUCUCAGACCUCAUAGUGCUGGCUUUGUUUCCUCACAGCGGGCCCUUGUACCUGCAUAUCUCAAACGGAUGGUCCUGCCAUGGAGUGGUUCCGCUGCCUGUUACGAUGACUGUAAAUAUGGGAGCCUGGAGUGCCUGGAGGCUAUACGAUUUGUACAUGUUCUUUUGUAUUUGAAUAUGAGUCGAAAAAUACCCAACUCCCUCCUCUCCUUCUUCUCCUCUCCCCCCUCCCCCUCCUCCUCCUCCACCAAACCUCAGUCCUUUUUCUGUAGGGGGUAAAACAGGUGUGUUUGAGCUCAGUGUACAGUAUGUGUCCUCUUGUCCCCAUGCUCCCUGUGUCUCCUGGACUGUCCCCGCUGAGUGUGCUUUGUGCAGGAGGUGGGAACUAUUGAUGUCUCUCUGUACGUACCUGUGGAAACACUUGUGACUCCUGUCAUUUGCCGCUGUAAAUAAACAUGUCCUGGUAGAAGAGCGUG
Molecule: messenger RNA, 5278 nt
Organism: Labrus mixtus (cuckoo wrasse)
Lineage: Eukaryota; Metazoa; Chordata; Actinopteri; Labriformes; Labridae
Product: neural cell adhesion molecule 2-like
Exons: 18
Coding region: 29-2497 (822 amino acids)
Biological process (GO): cell adhesion
Cellular component (GO): membrane; neuron projection
Molecular function (GO): protein binding
Source: RefSeq, a predicted model, not a curated record